Neomonachus schauinslandi (Hawaiian monk seal) is the source of this 3821-nucleotide messenger RNA. RefSeq names its product coiled-coil domain containing 57 (gene CCDC57). The transcript is spliced from 18 exons. The record is from RefSeq and is a predicted model, not a curated record. Lineage: Eukaryota; Metazoa; Chordata; Mammalia; Carnivora; Phocidae. The coding region runs from base 293 to 3166 and encodes 957 amino acids.
CUCAUUGGGCCAGAGACCCAUGUGGUGUUCAAAGAAGACUUGCCCCUUACAUAACAUACUACCUGCACCUGGUGAGGAUCGGCUAGCAGAGCCCUCAAGGUCUGGGCCCUGGCGAGGGCCACCUGUGGCUCUUCCGAAUGUGUGACCACACAGCUGCUGACUGGCCCAGAGCGUGCUCCCACUGGGUGACAGCGAUGCCGUAGACGGGGAUCUGGCGCGGGUAUCGAGAAGGACAGCUAGAGCCCCUAACCCUGGGCCCGCUGCCCACCUGCUCCCCACUGCAGCUGUGCCCAUGCUGCCGCCGCCCUCAGAGCAGGCCCUGAGCCAGCUGCGGGCUCUCAAGGAGGGCGAGAGCAGAGCCCUGCAGGCCCAGCGCUGCCAGCCGCGGGACGCCGCGCUGCAGGACGCGCACAGCCAGCUGCACCAGGCGCAGGGGGCGCUGCGGCGCCUGCAGGAGGACUUCGUCUACAACCUGCAGGUGCUGGAGGAGCGGGACCGCGAGCUGGAGCGCUACGACGCGGCCUUCGCCCAGGCCCGAGGGCUGGAGGAGGCGCGGCAGGCGGAGGUGAGCGAGCUCAGGGUGGAGGCGGCCCGGCUGAGGCAGGCGCUCGCCCGCGAGGCCCGGCGUCGGGAGGACCUGCAGCGGCAGCACCAGCUGAAGCUGCAGGAGCACCGGCUGGAGCUGGAGCGCAUCCACAGUGACAAGAACAGCGAGAUGGACCAGCAGCGGGAACAGUACGAAAACCUGAAAUGGAAGCUGGAGAGAAGGCUCGAGGAGCUCGAUGGCGAACUUGCCCUGCAGAGGAAGGAGCUGCUGCUGGAAUUUGAGUCUGAAAUGCAGAAGAGGGAGCACGGGUUCCGCCUGCAGGCGGACAGCAUGAGCAACGUGGUCUUGACUCAUGAGCUCAAGGUAAAACUGCUGAACAAGGAGCUCGUGGCUCUGAAGGACGCGGCCGCACAGGCCGCGGAGUCGCUGCGGAGCGCCGAGGCCGCCAACGCGGGGCUUGAGGAAAAGCUGCAGCACAGUGGCCAGGAGCUCAGGGACCUGGCCGCCGCCAAGGACGCCCGGAUAAAGGACUUAGAGGGCAAACUAAACUGUGUGCAGCUCUCCAGGAAGAAGGAAGAGGAGGUGUUCAGGAGGAAGCAUGAGGAGCUCGACCAUCUGGCCAGGGAGAGGGAUGUGGUGCUGGCGGCUGUGAAGGGCGCCCACGCGGAGCAGCUGCAGGUGCUGGAGGCCAGGGCCCUGGGGCUGCAGGCCCGCUGUGAGGCCCUGGAGCUGCAGCUCCGCAGGGCGGAGUGGAGGCAGGUCGAUGCCCUGAAGGAGAAGGACGCCGCCAUGGACAAACUUCGGGAAGAUGCAUCAGCUCUAAAAUCCGGCUGGGAUGCCCAGAUCGCUCAGCUGUCCAAGGAGAUGAUCUCCAAGGACCUUCAGCUUCAGUCGCUGCAGGAAGAGGAGGUAGAACUCAAGGCACAUCUGGCCAGAUGCCAGCAGGACAUCGGAAGGUACAAACAGCAGCUGUCCGCGGCCGCGGAGAGGGAGCGGUGCCUGGAGCGCGAGAAGGUGCAGCUGGAGCUGGACUGGCGGCAGCGCUGUGACGGUGUGGAGAGAGACCACUACCGCAAGUCUGAGGACCUGAUUCAGGCCCUGACCGAGGCGCGGGAUCAGGUUGCUGCCAAGCUCCAGGAGACCGAGCGGACGCUGCGUGGCCAGGAGGUGGUGCUGAAGGCCUUGACCCUGGAGAGAGACCAGGCCGUGCAGGCACUGAGGACACAGGGGCUCCUUCCUGAGAGGGAGGUGCAGAUGCUCCUAAGGCAUCACGAGGAAGAAAUAAGGGGAAGUUUUCCGUCUAGUGAGAUCCAGAGGCUCCAGGAGCAAAACACAAGCUUACGAAGGGCUGUUUCAGAGAUGAGGAAAGAAAUGGAGACCCUGAGUGACCUCGUUCUUCCUCCUGCCCCGUCAGGGGGUCAGUCCUCCGACACAGAGCAGCCCCGUCCAAGCCCAGAGGCAGCAGCUGAGGCUCCUGAUCACGUUACAGUCCUUGAAACAGAAAUACGAAACCUAAAGCAUAAAUUUAAAACCUUGGAAGAACAAGUAGAAGAUGUGUUAGAUCCUUCCAAGAGGCCCUCCUCUUACACCGACUUUCAGCCCAGCGUCUGCAUCUCGGCCGGAGUCCCUGGAGGAGCCGUGUCAGCUGAUGGUUCACCCAUUGGGCUAGCCCUCAGGAGGCUCAGGGACAGGGCACAUCUCACGAACUUCCUGGUGGCCCGGCUCAGGCGGAAGCUGCUGCAGCGACCCCUGGACAUGGACACCGUCCAGCGCGAGCUUCCCCGUGAGGUGGGCCAGGUGCACCUGGAGGUUUCAGAGCUGCGGAAGCAGGUGGCUGAGCUGGAGGAGCAUCUCGGGAGCAGGCCGCAGUUGCAAGCCUUGGACAAGGUGGCCCCUGGGAAGGAGGUCCCUGCAGACCAAGGACCCACAGGGGCAGAGGACCAAGGGCCACAGCCCCCACAGGCCUUGUCUGUGCCCCAACUCCAGAGGAAACUAAAGGAGGCAGCUCGAAAAAUCCUCCGCCUCUGCCUGGAGAAAGAACAGCUCCUGGAGAUGGGGAACAGGCUCCGUGCAGAGCUGGGCCACCAUGCCCCAGGGAAACCGCCUCGUCACCCUCUGCCCACCCCUGAGGCCCAGAACAUGAGUGUCGCACCUGAGGCCCCUUUGGGACAGUUGCAACCCCAUUCUGCAGCUCAGAGGCAACACAGAAUCUCUACAGUGACUUGCAGAUCAACUCGGCACAAAGAAAACCGGUCCCCAAAGCCACGCCCAGCUCAAGAAUCCCACAGGGAAAGUGGGCACCGCACCGGAAGCUCCUCAUCAGCGGCCAGCGGCCCCCUCCAGGACACGUGGAAGUUACUGGACCUGGGAUCCAGCCCCUCUGGCCUCACCUCCCAGGACGACUCUGCACCAGUAGAGUUCACGGCAUGUCCAGCAGCCGACAGCCUCGGACACCUGGACAGGAGCCCCGUGGGGACACGGGCAGCCUUUGCCAUCGAAGGGAUGAAGAUGGAAGCGCAGGCAAAGGCCAAGCCCACCAGACCCUCCAGGGCUCACCCUGCAAAAACUAAAGGCUGCCAGAGACCCCCCAAGAUCCGUAACUACAAUUUGAAGGACUGACUUCUUGAGCCUUCCUUCUCCCACGCCCUCCCGCUUCCCCUCCCCUCCCAUGUUGGUGCUUGGGGCCUGCGCUUUCACCAUGCAUCAGGGGGGUGUGUGUGCAAGCACCCACGUGCACGAGGAGAGUGCGAGUGUGUGUGCAUGUGCACAGCUGCAGAGCGGCUUCCCCGGGCUCUGACCGACCCAGGGCCAUGAAAGCCCCUGCCUCCGGUGCUCUCGCUGGGCCCUGGAGUUACUGACCUGUCCUACGGUGCCCCAGUGACAUGGGGAAGGAAGCCAGGAGGGCCCCCGGGGGCGGGGGUCACAGACAGCACGGCCUGAUGAGGGUGUGGGGGCACGAGGAGCAGAAUGCCCACCCACAAAGGAGGCGUUUCCCCACAGAGUGCCGCACGUGGGAGGGGACCUCCUGGAAGAAGGGAGAACCGGGGUUCUGGGUGAGCCAGCGGCCAGACCAGAGGCCUGCUCCCCUGCUCAUGUCAUGUCAUGAUGGGGUGGGGGUGGCACUUCCAGUGCUCGUUGGCCCCGUGAGACCAACCCAGCGGGUCAGUCUGGAGCCUUCCACGUCCGCCCCCCCCCCCCCCACCGCGUAGGACAGUAGUGGGGCAUCCCCGACAGCUAGAUGCCUGGGGUCCGGCACCUGAUACCCUUGCUCCAA